Messenger RNA from Symbiodinium necroappetens, 804 nucleotides. The record is from the annotation of a GenBank genome assembly. Lineage: Eukaryota; Dinophyceae; Suessiales; Symbiodiniaceae.
AUGGAGCUGGUCUACGGGACACGUUGGGUGCGGAAAGUGCGUGUGUUUACGGCAAGAUUCAUGCUACCGAGCAUUGCUGAGCUGGACGGCGUCACGACGAGGCAAUAUGCAGCGUUGGCUGCAUGGUUCCUGCUCCUUCUGUUGCAGUACUGCGUGGUGCGGAUAGUCUGCAAGUUCGGCAUUCCUCGAGACUGUCAUCCCGACACUCGCCUUUUGGAAGUUAUCUACGACUUUCAGGUUAUGUUCGUCAUGGGUUUCAUGCUCGCCAUCCUCACUGGGGUGCACUUGCCAGACCGGUUUGCCUACCUCUUUCGUUUCCGAAGUCCCCGUCCUCGCGGCUUCGCAUUUGUCGGGAUCAUGCUGCUCAGUGGGCCUGCUUGGGGCUCCCUGGACCAUGUGGAGGAACUCUCCAGGAUCUCCUUCACAACCGCCUACUUUCGAGACGGCGGCUUGAAGAGCUUGCUCAUUGCCAUGGCCAUCUUUGCGGCCGCCGUUGGUCUCUUGCUAUGGCAUUUCAUAUGUGCCUUCAAGCACAAUCCACUCUCAGGAUUCCUCGCCUACUGCUGCUCCAGACUUUCCAUCUGGCUCUUCUACGGCGUCUACCUCUUCGUAGCGUCCGAGACGGCGGGUGUCUAUGUCCACCUGCAUCAUUACAUCAUCGGUUUCCUGGUGGCCUUGCUAGCGGAGUUCAACCAUCCCAUCUCCAUGAUCCUGCUUGCGGCAGGCACAGGGGUCUUCGUGCAAGGCAUCUCGGCCUACGACGCAGAUCCCGUCAUCGUGAAGAAGCGACUCUUCCUCUUCUAG